AUGCAGCCUUUGUGCUACCCUCGUUUCCUUAUGCUGAAAUAUGAGAGUGGUGUGACCACUAAUCAGUUUCACCUUCGCCGAAUUGGAGAACUGGACACAAUGGUGUCCUGGUCAGACAAAUAUCCCUAUUGUCAUUCCUUGUGGUUUGGAGCUUAUUUGGGCUUCCUGAAUAUCUAUCAUCCAGAUUAUGUCCAAGCUGUAUACAGCAGAGGAGAUUCAAAGGCACUUGAUUUCUACAAUUUCUUUCUUCCAUGGAUCGGGAAAGGGCUGUUGGUUUCAGAUGGGCCCAGGUGGUUCCUUCACCGACGAUCGCUGACUCCAGCUUUUCAUAGUGACAUUUUAAAGUCGUAUGUGCCACUGAUGGUCAACUGCAUCAAAAUAAUGCUGGAUAAACUGGAAACGCUGGUUCCAGAAGGUAAAUCACUGGAUAUUUACCAUCACAUUGGCCCCAUGACAAUGGACGUCAUGCUGAGGUGUAUCUUCAGUUAUCACAGCAACUGCCAGAAUGACAGCUACGAUAAGAACGAAUACGUCCAAGCAGUUAGUGACUUGAGUUGUCUGAUGCAAAAAAGAAUGCAGACAUUUCUGUAUCACAAUGAUCUGAUCUAUCAUCUGACUCCUGAUGGGUACCGUUUCUUUAAGGCUUGCAAAAUAGCCCAUCGCCAUACAGAAAAAAUAAUUAAAGAGAGAAAGACACUUCUCAGUGGUGAACGGGAACUUGAAAAGAUUAAACAAAAGAGGUAUCUAGACUUUCUGGAUAUUCUUCUCUGUGCCAAGGAUGUAAAUGGUGCUGGAUUACCUGAUGAAGACAUCUGUUGUGAAGUGGACACAUUUCUGUUUGAGGGUCAUCAUACCACAACCAGUGGGAUUUCCUGGAUUUUAUAUGCAAUGGCUCAGAACCCAGAGCACCAGCAAAGAUGCAGGGAGGAGAUAAAGGACAUUGUCAAGGGGCGAGACACGCUGCACUGGGAUGACCUUAAUAAGAUGACCUACACAACAAUGUGUAUUAAGGAAAGCCUCCAGAUCUAUCCUUCUGUCCCUCAGGUGUUUCGAGAGCUCAACAAGCCUGUCACAUUUUCUGAUGGGAGGAUGCUGCCCACAGGUGGUUUGAUAUCCCUGAAUAUUUAUGCACUUCAUAAAAAUUCAGAAGUGUGGAAUGAUCUGAGGAACUGCAUUGGGCAACAGUUUGCCAUGAUGGAGCUGAAGCUGGCUGUCGCCCUGACGCUGCUGCGUUUCCAAGUUUUGCCUGAUCCUGAUAAUCCUCCCCUUGAAAAACCUCAGCUCAUCUUGUGCUACUGGAAUGGGAUGCAUGUAAAGUCUGGCAAAAUUUUGCUUCCAUUCAUGAACUCCGCAUCAGGUGAUGAACAUGACGUGGCCGUCUUCCACUCACUCGGGCUGCAGCAGAAGCCCAAGGGCCUUCGUGGCACAGCCCGAAAGCCCACUAACCUGUCUAAGGUGAGUGGAGUCGUUCAAGGACCCCAGGAGUCCCCAGCCUCAUACCUAGAGCGUCUGCUUGAGGCAUACAGGCAAUAUACGCCUAUAGACCCCCGGGUGCCCGAGAACGCGAGGGCUAUUAACAUAGCCUUUGUAGGACAGUCGGCCCCAGACAUUAGGAAAAAAAAAGAUUCAGAAACUAGAUGGUGGACUGAUCCUGACAGGGGCUUCUCAGGCCAACUGACCUGGACCCGGCUGCCACAAGGGUUUAAGAACUCCCCUACCCUCUUCGACGAGGCACUGAACAAGGAUCUCUUCCCCUUCCGAAAUGCGCAUCCUGAGGUUACCCUCUUGCAAUAUGUAGACGAUUUGCUCCUGGCAGUGGAGUCUGCUUCUGUGUGCCUACACGUGACCCGAGACCUCCUAACUACUCUGGGCUCCUUGGGUUACUGGGUCUCAGCAAAGAAGGCACAGAUCUGUAGUCAAAGAGUGACCUAUUUGGGAACCAGACCCGACCUGUCGGAUAUCCCACUAGAUCCGCCGGCCCUCAAUUUAUUUACAGAUGGGAGCAGUUUCGUCAAGGACGGAGUCCGGUAUGCGGAAACGGCGGUGGUCACUGGCUCUGAGAGGAGGUACGGGCUGAGGUAUCUAACAGAAAACUUGCUUGAGACCUUACAGGCCCUUGACCAGGUCCAGGGGGAGAUCCGUCAGGAGGUUCGGCCCAGCAGUGGAAACGCUGAUGGGGACGCCAUCCGCGCCCCCAGUCCUCCCCCUUCUAUGAAACCAGAGGAAGAGCUCCAGAAUGCAACAGAAAUGACAAAAACAUAUCCAUAUUGCUAUCCAAUAUGGUAUGGAAGAUUCUUGGCUUUCUUGAGCAUUAACCAUCCUGAGUACGCAAAGGCAGUGUUUAGCAGAAAUGGAAAGGGUUUAUUGAUCCUGAAUGGGCCAAAGUGGCAGCAGCACCGAAGGCUACUGACUCCUGGGUUCCAUUUUGAUGUCCUGAAGCCCUACGUGACUCUUAUGGCAGACUCAGUCAAGGAGAUGCUGGAUGUGUUGGAAAAGCUGAUUCCAAAACAUACUACAGUGUCACUGGAAAUGUUUGAACAUGUUACUUUGAUGACUUUUGAUACCAUCAUGAAAUGUGCCUUCAGCUACCAAGGCAAUUGUCAGACAGACAGGAAUAAUGCCUACAUCAAUACUGUAUUUGAUAUCAGCUGCAUGAUUAUGCAGAGACUGAAGACACCUUUGUAUCACAGCGAUCUCAUUUACUGGUUCAGCUCCCAAGGGUUUCGAUUUCGGAAGGCUUGCAAACUAGCCCACCAGCACACAGGGCUUUUAGUUUUGCUGAACAUUUAUAGUCUUCACAGAAAUCCUUUGGUCUGGGAUGAUCCUGAGGUUUUUAAUCCACUAAGAUUCUCCACAGAAAAUUUAAUUCACCAUCACCCAUACGCUUUUCUUCCUUUUGCUGCUGGACCAAGGAAUUGCAUUGGACAACAGUUUGCCAUGAAUGAAAUGAAAAUCGCUCUUGCCUUGACGCUUCUGCGAUUUGAACUUUUGCCUGAUCCUUCCAAACUCCCCAUUCCUGUAGCGCAGAUAGUCACCAAAUCCAAGAAUGGAAUACAUCUGAAGCUGAAGAAUGUCUGCUGAUGCUUGAAAUUAUCCUAAAGACAAUGCUUUUAUACUCUUAAUUCCUGCCAAUAGAUAUUGGUAGGCAGCAUAAAUGUUAACAAGCUAUUAAUACUAUCCAGUGUGCAUCUGCUCCUUUUAUGGAAUAGUUCAAAUCCCAAUAAUCAUGGGGUAAAAUUAUUGUCAUAAUGAGGUUACAGAACCUCCUUAAAGGUAUACUACCACUUACAAAUAUAGAAUUAAAGAAUCCAAAUCUAGAUUCUUAUAGUGUUUUCAGUUUUCUGUUACUGCUUUUUGGAAUAAAGAUGGGCACGAAUUGAUUUAUAAUUCUAAAACCCUUUGAUCUGGUUGCCUUUGAUCUGGUUGCACAUUAUGGAUUGUUAAUGGGCGGUGGGUUGUUGUUAAGUGCAAACCCUACACUAUAUUUAGGGUUGCCAAUGACAAACAACUGAGGAAGCAAGUCAAGGAUUUGUUGUUGGGUUGUAAACUCUGAGUUGUUCAUGGUUAACAACCUGUAGUUAAUCCAUAGCGCAGCAUCCACAUGAGAAAGGGAAGGGCAACAAGGAUGAUCCAGGGACUGAAAACAAAGCCCAGUGCGGAAAGAUUGAGUGAACUGGGCAAGAAGAGACUGAGGGGAGAUAUGAUAGCACUCUACAAGCACUUGAAAGGCUGCUAUAAAGAAGGACAGGAUCUCUUCUCAGUCAUCCCAGAGUGCAGGACGUGGAAUAACAGACCU
Varanus komodoensis (Komodo dragon) is the source of this 3796-nucleotide messenger RNA. RefSeq lists its product as uncharacterized. The coding region runs from base 1 to 3081 and encodes 1026 amino acids. The record is from RefSeq and is a predicted model, not a curated record. Gene Ontology annotation, biological process: virion assembly. Lineage: Eukaryota; Metazoa; Chordata; Lepidosauria; Squamata; Varanidae. The transcript has 23 exons. Gene Ontology annotation, molecular function: iron ion binding; heme binding; monooxygenase activity.